CGUCUUAUUUAGAAGAGCUGCGCGGCGCGUCUUAGCGGGUGAUUAGGGCUGGUUGCCACUCCAGCGCUCAGGCGUCUGCUGACCUUGGCCUCGGGCCGGCGUGGCCUCUCCUGACAGCGCAAGGCGACAGGACUCAUUUUUGUCUCCAUAGGUGCUGAUGCUGGUUUGUGGAAGAAGAUUGCUCACAGCUCUGCUGCAGGCUCGGAGGUGGCCCUUUCAACCCUCUAGAGACAUGAGGCUGGUACAGUUCCAGGCACCCCACCUGACAGGACCUCAUCUGGGCCUGGAGUCAGGGAAUGGUGGGGGUGUCAUCAACCUCAGUGCCUUCGACCCCACACUGCCCAAGACAAUGUUGGAGUUCCUGGAGCAGGGAGAGGCUGCUCUCUCGGUGGCAAGAAGAGCCCUGGCUGCCCAGUUGCCAGUCCUACCACGGUCAGAGGUGACGAUCCUGGCCCCAGUCACACGGCCAGACAAGGUGGUGUGCGUGGGCAUGAACUACAUGGACCACUGCAGAGAGCAGAAUGUGCCGGUGCCCAAGGAGCCCAUCAUCUUCAGCAAGUUUGGCAGCUCCAUCGUGGGCCCCUACGAUGAGAUCGUGCUCCCACCUGAGAGCCAGGAGGUGGACUGGGAGGUGGAGCUGGCCGUGGUCAUUGGAAAGAAGGGCAAGCACAUCAAGGCUGCAGAUGCCAUGGCCCAUGUGGCUGGCUUCACUGUGGCACAUGACGUGAGUGCUCGUGACUGGCAAAUGACACGCAAUGGAAAGCAGUGGCUGCUGGGAAAAACCUUUGACACCUUCUGCCCCCUGGGCCCUGCCUUGGUGACCAAGGACAGUGUAGCAGACCCACACAACUUAAAGAUCUGCUGCCGCGUGAAUGGGAAUGUGGUCCAGAGCAGCAAUACUAACCAGAUGGUGUUUAAGACAGAAGAGCUGAUAGCCUGGGUCUCCCGAUUUGUCACUGUCUAUCCAGGAGACAUCAUCCUGACUGGGACCCCCGCAGGAGUCGGUGUAUUCAGGAAACCUCCUAUCUUCCUCAAGAAGGGUGAUGAAGUCCAGUGUGAGAUUGAGGAACUGGGUGUCAUCGUCAACAAGGUGGUGUGAUGGCCUCUGCUGCCAGCGUGGACUUAUGAUGAGGUGGGGGCAUGUGUUCCCAUGGAGCUGAGCACAGGGAGAGGCCUGGUGCCACCCGAGGAUGCUUCUUCCUCAAUAAACUUUUAUUGUCUGUC
Sus scrofa (pig) is the source of this 1224-nucleotide messenger RNA. RefSeq names its product fumarylacetoacetate hydrolase domain containing 2A (gene FAHD2A). Gene Ontology annotation, molecular function: catalytic activity. Lineage: Eukaryota; Metazoa; Chordata; Mammalia; Artiodactyla; Suidae. The record is from RefSeq and is a predicted model, not a curated record.